AUGGACGAAGAAUCGGCACUGCGGCUUCCGACGAUGACCCUCGAGAAAAGGUGUCACUCAAGCGGGAUCUCGGAGGCCAUUGUCAACCUUAUGGCCGGGUGCGGGAAGGUCGAGAAUCGCGCGGGCGGAAGGGAUAUUGAGAGUCGUAUUCCGUUGCCGGGGAUGGACACGGAGAGUAUCGAGGCGCUGCGCUGUCUCGAAAAUGCCUCGCAGAACGCUUUUCCUAAUGCCAUGGCCUCCUUUUCCUACUCGACCAAUUUUUCCUUGACUCUGCUUGCGUCGCUUCAUGCUCCCCCGCGGGCGUUGGCGCCGCCCACUCUCGACGCCGCGUCAUCAUCAUCAUCAUCAUCAUCAUCAUCAUCAUCAUCAUCAUCAUCAUCAUCAUCAUCAUCAUCAUCAUCAUCAUCAUCAUCAUCAUCAUCAUCAUCAUCAUCAUCAUCAUCAUCAUCAUCCUCAUCACCAUCAUCAUCAUCAUCAUCAUCAUCAUCAUCAUCAUCAUCAUCAUCAUCAUCAUCAUCAUCAUCAUCAUCAUCAUCAUCAUCAUCAUCAUCAUCAUCAUCAUCAUCAUCAUCAUCAUCAUCAUCAUCAUCAUCAUCAUCAUCAUCAUCAUCAUCAUCAUCAUCAUCAUCAUCAUCAUCAUCAUCAUCAUCAUCAUCACCAUCACCAUCAUCAUCAUCAUCAUCAUCAUCAUCAUCAUCAUCAUCAUCAUCAUCAUCAUCAUCAUCAUCAUCAUCAUCAUCAUCAUCAUCAUCAUCAUCAUCAUCAUCAUCAUCAUCAUCAUCCUCAUCAUCAUCAUCAUCCUCAUCAUCAUCAUCAUCAUCAUCAUCAUCAUCAUCAUCAUCAUCAUCAUCAUCAUCAUCAUCAUCAUCAUCAUCAUCAUCAUCAUCAUCAUCAUCAUCCUCAUCAUCAUCAUCAUCAUCAUCAUCAUCAUCAUCAUCAUCAUCAUCAUCAUCAUCAUCAUCAUCAUCAUCAUCAUCAUCAUCAUCAUCA
Molecule: messenger RNA, 990 nt
Organism: Penaeus indicus
Lineage: Eukaryota; Metazoa; Arthropoda; Malacostraca; Decapoda; Penaeidae
Exons: 3
Source: RefSeq, a predicted model, not a curated record